GGUUUUUAUCUAAUUAUAUUCAUUAUUAUUAUGGGAAAUAACAAUAUCACAUCAACUUGUAAUUAAAAUAUUUCAUAAUCCUGCCAAUAAAACUCUGGUCUUACAUAAUAAGAAUUUGAAGGUAUUAAAAAUGUUUUUAAUUCCCUUCUCCCUAAAGUUAGUUCUUUAAUUUAUUCAUAUAGGAUGGAGUUAUUAACACUGAAAAAUUAAGAAAAUUAUAUAGAGACUCCUUUGAUGCUCCUAAAUUAAAUAAUGAAAUUGGAGACAGAGAAACCCUAACUUUUGAAGAGUUUUAUGAAUUAAUGCGUAUCAAUAUGUUGGAAAAAAAGAAAAAAUUUCCGAAUGUUGAAUUCAAUGAUGAAGAUGGUAAUGUUUAAUGCUUUUUCUGUUAACCAUGA
Paramecium sonneborni is the source of this 398-nucleotide messenger RNA. NCBI's taxonomy places the organism in Eukaryota, Ciliophora, Oligohymenophorea, Peniculida, Parameciidae. The record is from the annotation of a GenBank genome assembly.